Molecule: messenger RNA, 1558 nt
Organism: Camelina sativa (false flax)
Lineage: Eukaryota; Viridiplantae; Streptophyta; Magnoliopsida; Brassicales; Brassicaceae
Source: RefSeq, a predicted model, not a curated record
UUGCGUAUCGCUUGGAAGAGAGGUCAAAGAAGAGAGAAAGCCAUGUCGCUGAACCCAAAAGCCAAGAAAGAGGUUCGUCUAAACCCCAAACCGGUUUCUCAGGUUCCUAUCACAAGUGAUCAAAUCAAUCUCUGGUUUGGGUUUUGAUUGUUAAUUCCUGUUGGUGUACAAAGAGAUGGUCGAUGGUGUUCGGUCAGAUGAUCCUUCAAUACAGUCUGAAUACGCUUCCAAGUUCAAAAAGUUUCUUCUUGAUGAGGAAAACCCUCCAAUUGAUAAGAUAAUAGAGUCUGGAGUUGCGCCUCGUUUCGUUGAGUUUCUUAAGAAGGAAGAUAACAUCGAGCUUCAGAUGGAUGCUGCUACAGUUCUAAGAAUCAUUUCUGAAGAGAACACCAAAGUGCUAAUUGAUCACGGUGCUAUUCAAAUCUUUGUCCAUCUUCUUGCUAGUGCUGCUGCUGCUGCUACUGAUAGUCUUCUUCUCCUUCUUCUCCGUAUGGAGGCCACAACGGCACUAGGUAAUGUUGCUUGUGCUUCAGUAGAAUCCCGUGACUAUGUUCUACGGUGUGGUGCACUGAGUCCUCUGUUGGCUCAGCUGCAUGAGAAUGCUGACAUGUGGAUGCUUAGAACCGCCGCUUCUACUUUGUCAGCCAUCUGCUCUGUCCACCCUCGGCCUCCCUUUCGCCAGAUGGAACCUGCACUCUAUGCACUUCAGAGAGUUCUUCACAGAAAUGAUGAACAGUUCUUGUCAGCUGCUUGUUGGACACUUUAUUUUCUAUCUCAUGGUCCUAAAGAAUACAUCCAGAGUUUUAUCGAUGCUGGUCUUGUCCCAAGACUAGUUCAACUUCUCGGAAACAAUUCUCCAUCUGUGAUUGAUCGUGCAUUAGGUACCAUUAUGUAUCUAACUACUGGAGAUAAUCAGCAGACAAAAGUUGUGAUAGAGUGUGGUGUUUUACCUCUUCUUGCCGACCUUCUUACUCAAGACUAUGCUAUAAGAUGCCAAAACAUAAAGAGGGACGCUUGCUGGGCGAUUUCAAACAUCACUGCAGGCACUGAAGAAGAAAUUCAGUUAGUUAUUGAUGCAAACCUGAUUCCAAAGCUGGUCAAUUUGGCUCAAAAUGCUGAAUUUGACAUCAUAAAGGAAAAAGCUGUAAGGGCAAUUUCACAUGCAGCCUUAGGUGGUUCUAAUGAUCAAAUCAGAUACUUGGUGGAGCAGGGUUGCAUAAAGCCUUUAUGUGAUCUCCUGGUAUGUCCAGAACCAGAAGUCAUCUUUAAGUGUCUGUAUGGACUGGAAAACAUUUUGAUGGCCGGAGAGGCAGAGAGGAACAUAGGAGGCGUGAACUAUUUCUCUCAGCAGAUUGAAGAUGCGGAAGGGCUAGAAAAGAUUAAGAACCUGAAACAGCACGUAAACAAUAUGAUCUACCUUAAGGCUAUGCAGAUUCUGGAGACAUACUGGGCAGAAGAGGAUGAUGAGCAGACAUAAAAACCUCCAAAGUGAUGAUCUCUGGUCUCUCAGUUGUGAGAGAACCAAGUCCCAAAUCUUCAGUUGAAAUGUAUAAUUAGA